Molecule: messenger RNA, 582 nt
Organism: Acaulospora colombiana
Lineage: Eukaryota; Fungi; Glomeromycota; Glomeromycetes; Diversisporales; Acaulosporaceae
Source: the annotation of a GenBank genome assembly
CACUCAGCCUGUUUAUCAGGGCCAGCAGUACGAGCACCAGCAGGGGUAUCCACCUACAUACGACGACCCACAACGUUCACACAACUAUCCUCCAAACGUGAUGCACGAUAAUUCGCAACCUUCUACUUGGGAAAGGACUAUUUCACUCAACAAUUCUACAGUCGUCGCUACAUCGCAGACAAACAUUGCUUCAGUCUUCAAUCGACUCGACCUCCAAUCUUACAUCGGAACCGCCUAUGUCCUCGGAUCUACCGUCUUCCUUCCCAUCUUUGCCACUCUCGCGGAUGUUUUCGGCCGCUACAUGGCGAUGCAAUUAUCGAUGGUGAUUUUUCUCAUCGGUUCUGCUCUCAGCACUGGUGCAGCAAACAUGCCAAUGUUGCUCGUCGGGCGAGGUAUCUCCGGUAUUGGAGCCGCUGGGCUACUUUCGAUCGUGCGAGUCAUUCUGGCAGACUCGGCUAAUAUCGAAGAUAAUAACGUACAGGGGGCUCUCAUGGUUCUCAUGUACGCGAUUGGUUAUGUCCUUGGUCCUAUUCUCGGUGGUGUCCUCUUGAAGGCCAAUUGGAGAUGGGUCUUUGGGAUCAA